GUGUGGUUCAUAGGUGAGUCUUCUUUCAGUCCUACAGCUAAAUCUUUCUUGUAUGCAACUUCUCUACCUCUGCCUGGAAAUCAUGAUUUCUUGGAGACUGCUUUGGACUCCUUGAAUGCUUGUCCUGAUCUUUUUGCAAUUGUCACCCCCCAUCAAAAUCAGUGUUCUCUGUGAGCUCCUUGAGGAGCAUCCAAAUUGUCCUUUUGUCAAGUCUAUUCUAGAAGGUCUGCAUGAGGGUUUUUGGCCAUGCAUGGAUACUACUAUGGAUGCUUUCAUUCAAGAGCAGGUUGAUGAAGAAGUAUGGCUUGGCUGUUUCUCACUUCCAUUUGGGCCAAAUUUACUUGCUGAAAUGUACAGCACUCCAGUUCGUGUGGUUCCAAAACCUAACUCAACCAAAUUGUGUCUUGUUGUAGACCAUAGUGCUGGAGAUUUUUCCCUUAACUCCAUAAUCAACCUCGAUGACUCAUCAGGUGUCAAGCUUGAUGGUAUGCAUUCACUUGGUCUUAGUCUCCUGCAGUUUUGUCAAGAAUGUCAUAUCCCACAAUCUAGACCCACAUUCCAUCAUAUUCCCACACCUUCCAAACCUAUAUCUGGACCCCACCUCAUAUCCAACUCAUUCCCAGUUCUCCCUCCACUGUCUGCCCUACACCUUAGCAGGAUCAGCUCCACUGCUAGCCUGAUCCAUACCACCCUAUCCUGUCCACCCUAUGCACACUCCAUCCAGCAAGACAUCUGGACUUCACCUCAUCUUGGAUUCUGGACUAUAUCCACCUCAUCUUCUGGAUCCCCAGAUCUCUGGACCUCUGAUUAUCAACUCUGGACCUAUUCCCACCUUCUGUCUGACAUCCUGUGCCUAUCCCCAUUUAGACAUCUCUGGCUUUCCGGCUUUUGGUUACCUUUUGUUCCAUCUUGCUUAUUGAUCCUUGUACAAGUCUUUAUCUCUGAGUUUCAUUUACUUAUGUUCUGUCUUACUUACUAA
This is a messenger RNA of Suillus subaureus, 979 nucleotides long. RefSeq lists its product as uncharacterized. The transcript has 2 exons. Lineage: Eukaryota; Fungi; Basidiomycota; Agaricomycetes; Boletales; Suillaceae. The record is from RefSeq and is a predicted model, not a curated record. The coding region runs from base 116 to 979 and encodes 287 amino acids.